Molecule: messenger RNA, 1215 nt
Organism: Colletes gigas
Lineage: Eukaryota; Metazoa; Arthropoda; Insecta; Hymenoptera; Colletidae
Exons: 7
Coding region: 1-1215 (404 amino acids)
Source: RefSeq, a predicted model, not a curated record
AUGGCAGAACACCCUGAUGGAGAUUUCGUUGGGUUUUAUGAGAACGACAGAAAGGUGUCUGGAAUAUGCGGGGAAAUAUGGAACAUGCUCGCGGAUCAUCUGAAAUUUACAUUGCUUCCAGUAAGGAAUGAAGAGCAUGAUUUUGGAAUACGCUUGGACAACGGAAGCUACAGCGGUCUAAUGGGGUUGAUCGAUCGGAAUGAAACGCAAGUGAUACUGCGAACAGGGUACUACGCGGGCCGUACGGAUUUGUUAGAGUAUACGAUGCCUGUUUGGCGGACUAAAUACCAAUUGUACAUACAGCCGGAAUUCAAACACGAUAACAAGUGGCUAUUUACGAUAUUCGAGCGGCACGUAUGGCACGCCCUCAUAUUACUAACUUUAAUACUCAGCCUGGGUGGAUACAUCCUCCAGAACAAACAGUACCGAAAUUCUAAAAAGAAUAAAACUCGAAAACAGAAGACAAAAUACUUCACUUUCAAUGACCAUGUCUUUUAUACGCAUUCCAUAAUGUGUGGCCAAGGCUACGUUCCAGACGAUCUUUACGCUCAGAACAAGAUAUUGUCGAUAUCAAAGAGUACAUUCGCCUGGUUGAUUCUUUUGUGCUUCAGCUCGAAUCUCAUUUACCAAAUGGCGAAUCGGAUCGUGACGCUUCCGUUCGACAGUCUAUCAACUUUAUUAAAUAAAACGAAGUACGACGUUUUGGUUUUCAGAGGAUCUAUGAUUUACGAGUUCGUGGAGAAAAACAUUCACCUAUCGAAGAGACAGCCUAAACGAUACGACCUCGCGCGUCGUUUCGAUAUCGUGGACACACCGAGCACGAUGUAUCGAAAGGUCUGCGACAAAAAGAAGAAAUUCGCGAUGCUGGAAAACCAGGACAAGUUUUAUAUAAAAAGAAGUCGCAUCUGUCCGGUGAUACCGGUAGGAAAAGGCUACUUUCACACUUGGAUCGGAUUCGGCGUAACGAAACGUUUUCCAUAUAAGAAAAUUAUAAAUAUAUCAUUGUUGAAGUUCCACGAAUUUGGCCUGAUAGACGCUCUGAAAGAUCGCUGGUUCGUGUAUAGGAUCAAGUAUGAAAAUAAAAUUCCCUUCAAAACGAUCGAUAUGGAACAAGUAUACCUGAUUCUCUGUAUACCUUGUAUAGGUAUUGCACUGUCUCUCGUGAUACUUCUUUUUGAAAAUAUCAUAUUCUACUGUCAAAAUAAACGUAAAUGA